GAAAGAAUGUCUGCUGGGUGGAUCCUCGAGGAGACAGUGAGUUUCAUUCUAAACACGUAGUGAACUCUCCCACACAUACAGUCAGUCAGCGCCUCAGCAGCAUGGCAACUCUUUCUAGUCUGCUCUUUUUACUUCUAACUGUGCACUCAGUAAAUGCGCUGAAAUGUUACGUGUGUGGCUCUGCAACAUCAAAUCAGGAAUGUAACAAAAACCUUCAGGACUGUCCGGCUCCUCUGGACACCUGCAUGACCACUGUAGGCACAGCAGGAGGAUUUACCGCCAUUGUGAAGACUUGCUCCAAUUCAAAAAUCUGUGCUGCAGCUGCAGCCUCUGCCUCCGUGGACAGUAACGGAAAUGGCUUGCAGGUGACGUGCUGCAGCAGUUACCUGUGCAACUACAGCGGAGCUGCUAGCGUCACACUGCACAGAUGGCUGCUGGUCCUCCCACUGCUCCUCAUCACCCUCCUCUUCAGACAGCACAUUUGAAAUGUUAAACUUUCAGGGUAU
Molecule: messenger RNA, 506 nt
Organism: Labeo rohita (rohu)
Lineage: Eukaryota; Metazoa; Chordata; Actinopteri; Cypriniformes; Cyprinidae
Product: lymphocyte antigen 6E
Exons: 3
Coding region: 102-485 (127 amino acids)
Source: RefSeq, a predicted model, not a curated record